Molecule: messenger RNA, 2638 nt
Organism: Lepisosteus oculatus (spotted gar)
Lineage: Eukaryota; Metazoa; Chordata; Actinopteri; Semionotiformes; Lepisosteidae
Source: RefSeq, a predicted model, not a curated record
CUCCCUCUCAGGUUUGGGCGGCUGAAGGCCUUCUUGUCCUCCUUGUCCUUGUCAGUGCUGUUCGGGCUGCUGGUGUGUCUCUCCCCCUCCCCUUCCAUCUUCAUCCUCACGCGCUUCUUCCUCGCCGCCGCCACGGCCGGAGUCUACCUCACUCUGUACAUCACCCGUGUGGAGCUGUGCGACCCGUCGCUGCGGCUGAUGGUCACCAUGGCAGCGGGCCUGGUGAUGGUUGCCGGGGAGUUCCUGCUGCUGGGCGUGGCUGUGGGCUGCCAGUCCUGGAGGGGCCUGCAGGGGGCGAUCACGGCCCCGCUGGCUCUGUUCCUGAGCUACGGCCUGCCAGGUGUGUUCCCCGAGUCGCCUCGCUGGCUCCUGCUCUCCAGCCCGGAGCAGACAGACCUGCACUCCUUCCGCGAGCAGAGGGAGAGGGAGAGAGAGGAGGACGGCUUCACAGAGCUGGACUCGGUGAGCUUGUACAGGCCCCACUCUACUGCCUCCUGGCUGUCGCUCCCUGAACUGCUGCACUGCAGGAACAUCUGGAAGAACCUUUGUGUGCUGGGUUUCACUUCGUUCAUAUCUCAUGGUAUCCACCACUGCUACAGCUCGUUUCGGGGGGAUGUCCGGGGGACCCAGACUGGGUUCUACUCCUCCUAUCUCCUGUCGUGCAGCACGGGGGGCGUGGCCUGUGCUUGUCUCUGCGCCACUGUGGAUCGCUGUGGUCGCCGUGGCAUCCUGCUCCUUGCUAUGACGAUGACGGGCCUUGCUUCCCUGAUACUGCUGGGACUCAUAGAGUACCUCAAUGAGUGGGCGAUCACCAUCUUCUCUGUCCUGGGGCUCUUCUCCUCACAGGCUGCGGCCUCGCUCUGCGUCCUCUUCACAGCCGAGAUUGUGCCCACCAUCAUCCGGGGCUGUGGUGUUGGUGUGAUUCUGGCUCUGGGCUCAGUGGGCCGCCUCAGUGCCCCCAUCAUGGACCUGCACAACCACUACGGCUACUUCCUGCACCACGUGGUCUACUCCUCCCUCGCCCUGCUGUGCGUCCUGUCCAUCCUGCUGCUGCCGGAGAGCAAGAGGAAGCCCCUGCCGGAGACCCUGCCGGACGGCGAGGCGUACCGCCGCCCCCCACUGGGCAGGAGGAGGAAGGACAACGUCCCCCUGCUGUCCACACCCAACCCCUCCAUCUGAGGUGGGGGGCUGGCGUGGGACUGCUGACGGCCUGCUGCCCUCCUCGCGCUGGUCUGUGGCUGCGCUCAGCCCGCGUGCUGGUUCUGCUCCCGCCUCCCCGCCUCCUCCCUGUGCCCUGCGGUGCGGCUCUGCAGGAGCCCACGCGGGGUCAGCGCCGCCUCGAACCCGGACAGGUCCGGCGACGGCACGCUUGUGUUCCUCGAUCCCGGUCGUCCCCAGCUGGGCGCCCCCUGGUGGCGGUGGUGGCGGCGGUGGGGCGGUCGUCUCUGGGAGGAGCCAGGCGGGCGCCUGUGGCGGAGUGGCCAGGAACUCCAGGGCCUCCGCUGAUCCGGCUCCACGCUCCGUGUGCGGCAGCGUCCUGGGACAGAGCAGUGCGGAAGGUGGGGGGUGUGACCCAGAACUGUCCAGACGGCCCAGUUCUGGGUUUGAAUGGGGAAUCCCCCUCCCCCCAGGCCUGGGGGUCCGUGUGGCGCCUCUGCUCUCUCUGCCGCUUCGGCAGCCUCGCGGGUCGCGAGCGGUAGUCCGCCGGAGCUAGAGUGGGCGGGGGGAGUACAGGAGAGUACAGGAGCUCACAAACGACAGGAGCCCACUGGGCUCCUCUGGCUCGUUUCGGCGUUAAUACCUACUGGACCUGGGCGUCCCGCACCAGCUGUGUCUCGAGAGAGUCCGGGGUAUCGGCUUGUUCCCCGACCCUGCCACCCUCUGUGUAUAGAAGAGCCUCCUGUCCUGACUGGAAGGUCUCACCCUGCUGUGUCUGGAGAGCAGCCAGGGUAUCGGCUACAACAACAUGGCUGAGCAGCUUGUUCCCCACCCCCACCACCCUGCUCUCGGUUUUAAAUGCUCUUCCCUGCCAUUUCCUUUUGUGUCCCCUGGCUCUUGUUUUGCAGUUGAUUCUGAAGAAGCCCGUUUGGGUCGCGUGAGGAGCCCUGUGCUCUGUGCUCUGUGCCCUCUGCUCUGUGCUCUGGGCCUGCACUUCUCGAGCAGGACGCGACAGGGAAAUGUAUCCAGACUCGCCCCAGGCGUCAAAGCGAGUGUCCGCUGUCGGCCCAGAGAUGAGUGUUUAGCAUUCGGGUUCCGUCGAGAGGCGUGCGUUCCUUCGUCUCCGCUCUGCAGUAUCCUGCAGGGAACAGGGCUGUAGUAACGGGUGACUGCAGCUCGGUGGCCUCCGGUGCAGCUGAGCGGCGUCCUAGGCGGGCAGUGCCUGCAGAGGCAGCCAGCAACUCUGGCCCGGCCCGGCCCGGCCCGGCCCGGCCCGCAGGUGGUCAGUGGAAACGAGGAGCCGCACGCGGGGCUGUCGCCAGACCUUCUGUACCAGAAUGUGCUUGGCUGUCGGGCAUCUACAGGGACGCUCCUCACAGUGUCCCCUUCAGUGCUGGUGAUGGCGGGGACGUCUGUGAGAGAUGUAUAACAGUUCUCAGUCUCCAGUUUGAAAAACGACAAUAAAAUCUGCUGAAAACAA